AUGCCGGGCUUUAGAGCGAAAAUUAGGAUUGGAAUUUUGAUUGUUGUGGUCGUAGGGAUUUGUCUCGCUGCUUUGUAUGGUUUGUUGAAGCCUAUUUCGAAUGGAUGUAUAAUGACCUACAUGUAUCCGACAUAUAUUCCUAUUUCAUCGUCGGAGAGCAUUUCGCCGGUGAAGUAUGGGUUGUACUUGUACCACGAGGGAUGGAAAAAGAUAGAUUUUAAGGAGCAUCUUAAGAAGCUUAGUGGUGUACCCGUGCUUUUCAUCCCAGGCAAUGGUGGCAGCUUCAAACAGGCAAGGAGAAGACGAAACAUAAAGAAAAUGGAGAGAUAUGGCAUAGAUCCCGUGCGGUCAUUGGCAGCAGAAUCUGAUAGGGCAUAUCAGAUUGGUCCCCUUGAGCGUACAUUUUACCAAGAAGCUUCCCUAAGAGUUGAGGAAGGAGGUGCGGAUAUAAAUUUGUCUGGUUUCCAAUUGCCUAGCCAGUAUACCAGCAGGCUGGACUGGUUUGCUGUUGAUCUUGAAGGUGAACAUUCUGCCAUGGAUGGUGCGAUUCUUGAAGAGCACACUGAAUAUGUUGUAUAUGCUAUACAUAAGGGCCUGUUCACACUAAUGGUGAAAAUUUUGGACCAAUAUAAAGUGUCUUAUGAUGCUCGAACAAGAGAAGGUGCUGCAGUUUCUGGAAGCAUGCCAAAAAGUGUGAUAUUGGUUGGUCAUUCAAUGGGAGGUUUUGUUGCUAGGGCUGCUGUUAUCCACCCUCGUCUUAGGAAAUCAGCAGUUGAAACUGUUCUUACACUUUCAACCCCACAUCAAUCACCUCCUGUGGCAUUGCAGCCUUCGUUGGGUCAUUACUUUGCACGUGUAAAUUGCAAAUGGAGAGAAGGAUAUAAGGUUCAAACCACUAAUACAGGGCGUUAUGUGUCUGAUCCAGUGCUCUCUAAUGUUGUAGUUGUAUCUAUUUCUGGUGCCUACAAUGAUUACCAGGUACGGUCAAAAUUAACAUCACUUGAUAAUAUUGUGCCGCCAACCCAUGGCUUCAUGAUCAGCAGUACAGCCAUGAAAAAUGUGUGGUUGUCAAUGGAACAUCAAGCUAUUUUAUGGUGUAAUCAAUUGGUUGUCCAAGUAUCACAUACGCUUCUUAGUUUGAUAGAUUCCAGAACAGGCCAACCAUUUCCUGAUAGUCAAAAGAGACUUGCUGUUUUUGCAAGAAUGCUACGGAGUGGAAUAUCACAUAAUUUUGACUGGAUGAUGCAGUUACCCUCUUAUAAACAAUCACUAAACAUUCCUGUCCAGAAUACAAAAGAUGUCACUGGAUCACCAGUGCAUAGGCCGGUUGCUUGUCCUGCCAAUGUUCAUUGGAAUGAUGGGGGCCUUGAUAGAGAUUUAUACAUUCAGAUAAAUGAGGUGACUGUAUUAGCAAUGGAUGGUCGACGGCGGUGGUUGGACAUACAAAAAUUGGGAUUUAGAAUAAUGGGUCAUCUUGUAGACUUGCUGUGUGGUCUUGAACUUGAGAGUUGCUAUCCUGUCCAAAAUGCACAAGACAAUUUGAAUUUGCAUCUUAAAGGUUUAAAUGGAAAAAGUCAUUUUGUGCUUGUGACCAAUCUUGAGCCUUGUUCUGGAAUUAGACUUCAUUUGUGGCCUGAAAAGGGGAAAUCCGUUACAAGUUUACCUCUCAAUGAUAGGGUUGUUGAAGUAACAUCAAAGAUGAUGCGCAUUCCCUCAGGCCCAGCACCACGGCAGCUUGAACCUGGCAGUCAGACUGAGCAAGCUCCUCCAUCUGCUGUAUUUUGGUUGGGUCCGGGACAAAUGCAUGGCUUCAGAUUUCUUACUAUUUCAGUUGCACCUCGUCCGGAGUUUUUGAGAUUGAAGCUUUUUCAUUUUAAAGUUUCCAUGUGGAAGCUUGUACGUAGACCCCCGCCAGCAGCAUCCAUGGCAGUUGGACAGUUCUUUAAUCCAGAGGAGGGAAGUCAAGAAUUAUCUCCAUGGUUUAUGCUUCAAUCUACCUAUUCUCAGAAGGAUUUGGUUUUGGAGGAGGCGCAUCCUCUAGCUGUCAAAUUAUCAUUUGCCAUCAGUGUGGGUCUUCUACCUGUUACUUUUUCUUUGAAAACUGUCAGCUGUGGAAUUAGAAACUCUGGACUUCCAGAAGAGGAAGCCGGAGACCUUGAAAGCAACAUUAUUAAUUGGAGAUUAGACUCCCAGAGGGGCGUCAACCAGUUUGUUCAUAGCCAAACCAUUGUUAGUUGCUUAAUAGUGAUUACUAGGUUUUCAGUUUUCUGGGUUGAUUGGUUUUUGAAAGGGUUUAAAGAGGUUUUGAAGGAUGUCGUGGCAGCUAAGAAAGAAAUCCCUGUGGAUGCAUUUCAUCCCGAGGGACACAGCUUGUUAUCAAUGAUGGAUGGUGGUGAUGCUGGUGAACCAAAAAUCUGCCAAAUAGUGGGUGGCGGUGGCCUAUGGCUCCUGGUGAGGGUGAUGAUUGGACUUGGAGUUGGGCUCUGCAAAUUGCGCUGUUUCCCACCUGUUGCACUUGCAUGGGAUGAUACAUCUGGUCUUCAUGUAUAUCCAAAUUUGAACACAGAGAUAAUUGUUGUUGAUUCUUCACCAGCACAUUGGAGUUCAACUCAGCAAUCUGAAAAAACCAUUGUUCUCUUGCUGGUUGACCCACAUUGUUCUUAUAAGAGUAGCAUUUCAAUUUCUGUCAGUGCUGCUGCGAGUAGGCUUUUACUAUUGUAUAGUCCAAAGAUAGUUGGUUUCUCUAUUGCUGUUGUUUUCUUUGCUCUAAUGCGACAAGCAUAUUCAUGGGAUCUUGAUCUGAGAAUACCAUCAAUGCUGACUGCUUUGGAAUCCAAUUUGACACUAAUAUCACAUUUGUUUCCUCUAGCCAUUCUACCCAUUUUCUUUUCCUUAUUCCUGUCACUGUUGAUGUCUCAGCCGCUUCCUCCAUUUGCUAGCUACAUUGGCAUUUCUCUAAUUUGUUAUAUCUUUGCAAACGGAUUCAUAGCUAUUCUAAUUUUGAUUUCUCACUUGGUAUUCUUUGUGGCUGCCGUUACACAUAUUUUCAUCAAGACAAGGUGGCAAAUGUGGGAACGCAAUAAUAGAGGUGGACAGUGCACAAGCGGGGUGCUUAUGCUAGAAGUAUAUUGUGAUCUUCUGUUUUCUUUUAUACUAAGUUCUGCACAUUCACCUCUGAAUCUUGGUACGUACAUCAAACAGGUGGUUAGGGUUCUAAGAUCCAAUCCAGUACUUGUUAUGGCACUUACAUCAAUGGUCUUGGCAAGCUUGGUUCAUCCAUCAUUUGGUCUCCUUAUACUUCUCUCCUCUCACUUUCUCUGUUGUCACAAUGCAUUAUGCAGCAGUUUCCUGACAGCAUCUUGUCGCAGCCACGAAAAAAAUAAUGAAAAUUUUGAUUGUAACAGUGAAGAUUAUAUGGGGUCUGAAAGAAAGAAUUUCAAAUUUGAUGGUAGUUUUAAGCGGACUUUCCCUUCAGAAGGAAACUUCUCCAACAGUUCAGACUCGACAAAAAGUUUUAGUGACACACAGUUGGAUUUAUUUCACCAUCGCCAUGGCUUGUUGAUAUUGCAUCUUGUUGCGACGAUGAUGUUUGCUCCAUCCGUUGUUGCUUGGUUCCAGAGGCUAGCAUUGGGUGAGAGCCUCCCAUGGCUCCUAGAUUCUGUGCUUUGCAUUGGCAUCAUACUUCAUGGAAUCUGCAACUCGAAGCCUGAGUUCAAUUCCUUCUUCGUGUCCUUUACCGGGAUCCCCAUCCGAAACGUUAGACUCUACUUUAUCUAUCUCAUAGCUGGAUACUGGUCCUUUUUUUCUGGUCUUACUUUGGCUCCGUACCGAGCGUUUUAUGUUAUGGGUGCUGUGGGGGGCAUUUCGUUCGCUCUAAGAAUGUCGGGUAGAUGGAACGGCGAAAAGAAAGAGGUUACUUAUAGCAGCCGAAAGCAUUCUCACAGGCAUUGA
Molecule: messenger RNA, 3951 nt
Organism: Sphenostylis stenocarpa
Lineage: Eukaryota; Viridiplantae; Streptophyta; Magnoliopsida; Fabales; Fabaceae
Source: the annotation of a GenBank genome assembly